Messenger RNA from Phalacrocorax carbo (great cormorant), 1896 nucleotides. Lineage: Eukaryota; Metazoa; Chordata; Aves; Suliformes; Phalacrocoracidae. The record is from RefSeq and is a predicted model, not a curated record.
GUCUCAUGAAACGGUCCCUCCCGCUUCAGCUGAUGCUUCCACCUUCACCUCAACCGGGGCAAAAGCCUCUGGUUCAGCGCAUGUUAGUUCUCCUCCUCCUGGAUGCAAGACCGAAGAGGACCGAAGGCAGCUGAAGAACUAGAUCAGAUAGGCCCCUUCGCUAAGGCACAAUGGCGUUACACCCGCGAAGAGUUCGCUUGAAGCCGUGGCUGGUAGCCCAGGUAGACAGCGGUAUGUAUCCCGGCCUUGUCUGGCUAGACCGAGAAGCGAAGCGGUUUCAGAUCCCCUGGAAGCACGCAACUCGGCACAGCCCGCAGCACGAGGAGGAGAACACCAUCUUCAAGGCAUGGGCUGUGGAAACGGGAAAGUACCAGGAAGGAGUCGAUGAGCCAGAUCCUGCAAAGUGGAAAGCCCAGCUCCGGUGUGCUCUUAACAAAAGCCGGGAAUUUAAUUUGAUGUAUGAUGGUACCAAGGAGGUGCCCAUGAAUCCUAUUAAAAUUUAUGAAGUCUGCGAUAUCCCGCAGUCCCAGGGAUCAAUCAUUAAUCCAGGUUCCACUGGCUCAGCUCCGUGGGAUGAAAAGGAUAAUGAUCUUGAUGAGGAAGAAGAGGAAGAAUUGAAUCAAUCUCAGCAUGUCCCUAUUCAAGAGACAUUUCCAUUUCUUAAUAUCAAUGAUUCUCCAAUGGCUCCAGCCACUGCAGAAAACUGCAGCCCUGAAGCUGUGUGGCCGAAGAAUGAACCUCUAGACAUGGAAAUGCCUCCAAAUGUGCUGCAGCAUGACUUCUUCAGCAGUCCCGAGCUCUGGAUCAGCUCUCUGCCAAUGACAGACCUAGAAAUCAAGUUUGAAUAUCGAGGAAAGGAGACUGGACCGACGACAACUGUAAGCAACCCUCAGGGAUGCAGACUUUUCUACGGAGAGCUGGGUCCUAUGCCAGACCAGGAAGAGCUCUUCGGGCCCAUUAGUUUGGAGCAAGUAAAGUUUCCAGGAACAGAGCAAAUCACCAAUGAAAGGCAGAAGAUUUUCACAAGUCGGUUGCUGGAUGUUAUGGACAGGGGACUGAUCCUGGAGGUCAGUGGCCAUGCCAUCUACGCCGUCCGGCUCUGCCAGUGCAAGGUGUACUGGUCUGGCCCCUGUGCGCCUUCUUCCACCACACCAAAUUUGAUCGAGAGGCAAAAGAAAGUCAAACUCUUCUGUCUGGAAACGUUCCUAAGUGAGCUGAUAGCCCAUCAGAAAGGACAAAUUGAGAAACAGCCACCAUAUGAAAUCUACUUCUGUUUUGGAGAAGAAUGGCCUGAUGGAAAACCCAGGGAGAGGAAGCUGAUUGUGGUUCAGGUCAUUCCAGUUGUGGCCCGGAUGAUCUAUGAAAUGUUUUCCGGUGACUUUGCGCGCUCCUUUGACAGCGGCAGCGUGCGGCUCCAGAUCUCUACGCCCGACAUCAAGGACAACAUCGUGGCUCAGCUGAAGCAGCUGUACCGCCUGCUGCAGAACCACCAGGAGGGGUGGCCGAUGCAGGCUCCUGCUAUGCACAUGGCGCAGCCGCUCCCAGCACAGUGACAGACGCUUUGCUUUGCCCCGUGGUUUCUUACAUUGUACAUACAGAAAAGUAUUUCUUAAAGUGCCUUGCCUAAGUCUGAAUAAAAUCUGUAAAUCUCGUCAUCUGAUUCAAUUCAGCAGUACUUUUGUUUUGGAAGUGUUUAAAACAGAGGGGAUUACAGGAAUACCUCUAGCUCCUUCACUGUUUUCAGCUGUUUGCUUAAACAACCAAUUAUGUAUAAAUCAGAUUUUUAAAUUCUGUAAUAUUUUUUAAUCUGCUAUUGAUACAUUGUAUAUAAGUACUUGAUGACUAGAGGUGGAAAAAAAAAAUCUGUGCUCUAUUAAAACUUCCUGGAGAAUAUCA